CCGCGGGGACCCAGUCCUCCUCAUCCCAUAGGCAGAGCGACCCUCCCGCCUCCCUGCCGGCUUCUUCUUUAGCCCCCGCCUUGUUCACUUUCAAAGUUUACUCCCGGCGGGGACCUGCGGCGGAAGCGAGACAUGGCUGUCUACCUCGGGAUGCUGCGCCUCGGCAGGCUGUGUAUCGCGAGCCUGGGGGCGCAGGGACCCCGGACGCUGCUCUCUCGGCCUUGGCAGAACUCGAAGUUGCACCGUGUCCGUGUUCUCAGCUCUGGAAUGGUGAAUUGCACCAAUCCCUUGCCCAUUGGAGGCCUCAGUUACAUUCAGGGCCACACCAACUCCCAUCUCGUCUACAUGACUGUGGGUGAGUGCCUGGAUGCCACAGCACAGAAGUUCCCCAACAGAGAGGCUUUGGUUAUCCUCCAUGAAAACAUCAGGCUGAACUUUGCACAGCUCAAGGAGGAGGUGGACAAAGCUGCUUCUGGUCUCCUGAGCAUUGGCCUCCGCAGGGGUGACCGGCUGGGCAUGUGGGGGCCCAAUUCCUAUGCAUGGGUGCUUAUUCAGUUGGCCACUGCCCAGGCAGGCAUCAUCCUGGUGUCUGUGAACCCAGCCUACCAGGCCUCAGAACUGGAGUAUGUCCUAAGAAAGGUAGGCUGCAAAGCCAUUGUGUUCCCUGAGCAAUUCAAAACCCAGCAAUAUUACAACAUUCUGAAGCAGAUCUGUCCUGAGCUAGAUAGGGCCCAACCAGGGGCCCUGAAGAGUGAGAGGCUCCCAGAUCUGACCACAGUCAUCUCAGUGGAUACCCCUUUGCCAGGGACCCUGCUGCUGGAUGACGUGGUGGCAGUCGGUAGCAAGGAGCAGAAUCUGGCCCAGCUGCGGUACCACCAGCAAUUCUUGUCCUGUUACGACCCCAUCAACAUCCAGUUUACCUCGGGGACUACUGGCAGCCCCAAGGGGGCCACUCUUUCCCACCACAACAUUGUAAACAACUCCAACCUGAUAGGCCAGCGGCUAAAGAUACACACGAAGACUGCAGAAGAGUUGAGGUUGGUCCUGCCCAGCCCCCUGUACCACUGCCUGGGCUCCGUGGGGGGCACCAUGGUGUCUAUGAUGUAUGGUGUCACUCUCCUUCUGUCUUCUCCGAGCUUCAACGGCAAGAAGGCGCUAGAAGCCAUCAGCAAAGAGAAAGGCACCCUCCUGUAUGGCACCCCCACAAUGUUUGUGGAUAUUCUGAAUCAGCCGGACUUCUCCAGUUAUGACUUCUCAUCUAUACGUGGAGGUGUGAUUGCUGGCUCCCCAGCACCCCCGGAGUUGGUCCGAGCCAUCAUCAACAAGAUGAACAUGAAGGAACUGGUGGUUGUUUAUGGAACCACAGAGAACAGUCCCGUGACCUUCAUGAACUACCCAGAGGACACCCUGGAACAGAAGGCUGAAAGUGUGGGCAGAAUUAUGCCUCAUACGGAGGCCCAGAUUGUGAACAUGGCAACAGGGGAGCUGACCAAGCUGAACACGCCAGGGGAGCUGUACAUCCGAGGCUACUGCGUCAUGCAGGGCUACUGGGGCGAGCCACAGAAGACCUUUGAGUCGGUCGGACAAGACAAGUGGUAUCGGACAGGAGACAUCGCCACGAUGGAUGAACAAGGCUUCUGCAAGAUCGUAGGCCGCUCCAAGGACAUGAUCAUCCGGGGUGGUGAGAACAUCUACCCCGCAGAGCUGGAGGACUUCUUCCACAAACACCCACAGGUGCAGGAAGUGCAGGUGGUGGGGGUGAAGGACGAGCGGAUGGGAGAGGAAAUCUGUGCUUGCAUCCGGCUGAAGAGUGGGGAGACCACCACAGAGGAGGAGAUCAAAGCUUUCUGCAAAGGGAAGAUCUCCCACUUUAAGAUUCCCAGAUACAUCGUGUUUGUUGACAGCUAUCCGCUCACUAUCUCAGGAAAGAUCCAGAAAUUCAGACUCCGAGAGCAGAUGGAACAACAUCUAAAACUGUGAAGCAAAAGAGGGCCCUCCCAGAGCCCCUCAGCCCUCCACACAAAGGAGGGUCCUCCCAGAACCCCUCAGCCCUCCACACAAAGGAGGGUCCUCCCAGAGCCCCUCAGCCCUCCCACACAAAGGAGGGUCCUCCCAGAGCCCCUCAGCCCUCCACACAAAGGAGGGUCCUCCCAGAGCCCCUCAGCCCUCCCACACAAAGGAGGGUCCUCCCAGAGCCCCUCAGCCCUCCCACAUAAAGGCGGGCCCUCCCAGAGCCCCUCAGCCCUCCCACACAAAGGAGGGUCCUCCCAGAGCCCCUCAGCCCUCCACACAAAGGAGGGCCCUCCCAGAGCCCCUCAGCCCUCCCACAUAAAGGAGGGCCCUCCCAGAGCCCCUCAGCCCUCCACACAAAGGAGGGUCCUCCCAGAGCCCCUCAGCCCUCCACACAAAGGAGGGCCCUCCCAGAGCCCCUCAGCCCUCCCACAUAAAGGAGGGCCCUCCCAGAGCCCCUCAGCCCUCCCACACAAAGGAGGGUCCUCCCAGAGCCCCUCAGCCCUCCACACAAAAGAGGGUCCUCCCAGAGCCCCUCAGCCCUCCCACACAAAGGAGGGUCCUCCCAGAGCCCCUCAGACCUCCCACACAAAGGAGGGUCCUUCCAGAGCCCCUCAGACCUCCCACACAAAGGAGGGUCCUCCCAGAGCCCCUCAGCCCUCCCACACAAAGGAGGGUCCUCCCAGAGCCCCUCAGCCCUCCCACACAAAGGAGGAUCCUCCCAGCCCUCUCAGGCUCUCCUGAGCCCUCCUCAUGCCCCUUGUCAUCUUUAGUACUUGGCAUAAAGAGUUCCCUGUUUGGCCAGUG
Onychomys torridus (southern grasshopper mouse) is the source of this 2817-nucleotide messenger RNA. It is a transcript of the gene Acsf2, whose product is annotated as acyl-CoA synthetase family member 2. The coding region runs from base 133 to 1980 and encodes 615 amino acids. The record is from RefSeq and is a predicted model, not a curated record. Gene Ontology annotation, biological process: fatty acid metabolic process. Gene Ontology annotation, molecular function: medium-chain fatty acid-CoA ligase activity. NCBI's taxonomy places the organism in Eukaryota, Metazoa, Chordata, Mammalia, Rodentia, Cricetidae. The transcript has 16 exons.